This is a messenger RNA of Prunus armeniaca (apricot), 369 nucleotides long. The record is from the annotation of a GenBank genome assembly. Lineage: Eukaryota; Viridiplantae; Streptophyta; Magnoliopsida; Rosales; Rosaceae.
AUGUAUCAAAACAUUUUUGUGGAGAUGGUGGGGUCAAUACCAGAGUACUACAAGGAUGAAAUGAAGCCUACCCAUGAACGCAUCCAUGAGCUCAAAGAAGCAGUUGAUUAUUGGAUAGACAAAGCAGAUGAUCUCAAUGAAAAGGAAGCUGCACAGAAAAGAACAAAGAAACUAAAGAAGAAGCUUGAACAACAAGAAGAACAAAACAAAAAGCUACAAGCACAACUAGAGGAAGAGAAAUUGAAGAGGAGGCACCUGCAGAAUAACUAUGAACUGCUUGAAAGAGAGAAAAUGUUAUGCAUUGAGACCAUGAAACAAAAUGACUUUGAUAUUGCAUCUUUGGCACUAUGGGGUUUACAACAUUCUUGA